CAACGAUGACUACUUACAGCGCACUGGAGCUGUCGACGGAACUAAGGGAUAUCUUCUUGACGUGUGCAUUGUGCUUAGGGCGCUACCUGAAGCCCAAACAACUGCCAUGCCAGCACACCUUCUGCUCCAGGUGUCUCUUCAAGUGGUACAACGCCCGCCCCAUCCGGGGGAAGAGCCUCCAAUGCCCAGUGUGCAGGGACUCGGUCCCGGUUCCAGCUGGUGGUAUCCAGACUCUACCAGACAGCAUGCUUGUGGUGUCGAUCAUGGAAUACCUGGACCGAAAGGUCGAGACCAAUGACUCGGUGUCGUCGAUACUCGUGGGACUCGUCCACCAAUUCGGGGUGAAAGGAAACGCAGAGGGGCAGUUGUAUAAACCCCUUGGAGUGUCUGUCAGUAUCGACACUGAACAAGUAUUCGUUGCAGACUGCAAGAACCGAAUACAGGUAUUCGAUAUGGAUGGAAAGUUCCUCCGGAAACUCGUAGUGAAGAACUUAAGCAAAAAGUUCACCCCGACGUUUGUGAACAUCACAAGGCAUCUUAGCAUGGACGGAAGCGAGAGACUGGUCAUCUCGGAUAUCAACAACAAACAGGUACUGGUAUGCGAUUUCCAGGGCAGGGUGCUACGACAAGUCGGGAAACACGACCUUGGUAUGCCGGGUGGUGCUGCCGUGACGAGCGAUGGCCACAUCCAUGUAGUGGACGUCUACGCGCGUAUUGUGCGGACCUACGACCGCUACGGCACACCACUCCGGCUACUCGGACGCUACGGGACGGCAGAGAACGCCUUCAGACACCCCAAACACAUCGCCGUUACCAAGAACGACGACAUCGUUGUGACGGACACCACAAAUCACACUGUCCAUGUCUUCGAAAUGUCCGGGAGGCUGGAGCGCGCGUUCGGCGUCCGCGGUAAACUGGACGGGGAGUUCCGCUCACCGAACGGACUGACGGUGGACAGAGAAGGUCAUAUCAUGGUAGCAGAUGUGGGUAACCACAGCCUACUGAUGUUUGACAUCAACGGCCAGUUCAUUCGUCGAAUCGAUGACCCAAUCGAUGAUCUUCGGCAUCCAGAGAGCAUAGCCAUUGCUGGAGAUGGCAAAAUUGCUGUUGCAGAUUCGGGCAACCACAGCAUUAAAUUCUUCUCCUUUUAAAGUUUGGCGCACUGCAAGUUGAUAAAAUUACCAUUCCUUAUUCGGGCUCGUACUUAGCCACUCAACAGGUAUUAUAAAAUAAUAAACCGUCUGCCUAUUGUUACAUCACCACCGCCCUCUAUUGGAAUCUUUCCAACGGUACGGCAUUGUUCUUGUUUUGCAUAUUGUGUUAGGUGGUGUGUUUUAAGGUCAAAGGUAAUUCAAAGGCAAUCUGAGAAUCUGACUCAUGACGUCACGCGUAAUCCAAAAACUGUAGUCGUGCACACACCGCCUUAUAAAUGUUUUGGUUUCGUGACGUCAGAGGGCCCAUCGUUUACAUCCACCCACUGCAAUGGGACUUUUAGUCAAAACGUUUUCCUUCCACCGACGUAGCUAUGAAGUACUUAUUCCAAAACACCACGUGCUCCCAGGUUCUUUAGAACAUUCGGAUGAGAUUUGUUCACUAAAAUGGCAUCUAUGAACUUCCAACUGCUGAUACGUGCACGGUGAAGCGAGGCCAACAUUAUCUGUAACAUCGAGUUGAAACUUAGUGCGUUUAACCAUGAACGAGUUGCACCCACCGGGGAAUGCGUUUGUUCCACGAAACUCACCCUAGUCAAAUCGUCGACCAGACGGCGGGGAUUAAGAGAAGCAGAUGGUCUGGAAUUCACGCUCCUUGUAAUUUUUCUUAGUUUUUGAUGGCUUUUCCGCAGUGGGGGAGAUUUACGCGAGCAACGUGGUUUAAACCCACGAAUGUUCAGCUGCUGUCAAUACCUCUCUGUAUUUGAAAACGCAUUCAGGAGAUAGUUGUGAUCUUAUACCUUCAGAACAAUUUUUUUUCUCUCCUGUGGAGACUUUUGUUUAGUAGAGACUUUGAAGAGUCUGCGCUUCCAUAUUCACGUGCUCGGCUAAUCAGGCUGAAUAGAAUGAUUUAGCAAUUCUCAAAACUGCUGUACGGUCCCAAUUUGUCAGUCUGUUCAUUGCACGGUAUUAGAGCUGGGAAAAUGGGGAUUUGGUGGUUUGUAUGUAUGUUCAUUGCUAAAGGAUUCGAGCUUAAAGUCUGGGAUUUGGUGGAUGUCAUGAAUGACUUCGUGAUUGAGCUAAUAAACCAUUGUUUUUAUAUAGAAUAAGCAUACCAACAUUUAUCUGUGUUUAUAUACACCUGGGUAUUUAUUUAUUUGAUGAUUGUAUUAUUUUUUUGAUGUUGUAUUAUUAUGAAUAAAUUAUGAUGGACAUUGUUAUUAUUAUUAUUAACCUAUCUUACUUUAUUUACUUUUAGAAAAUUAGGUUUUAAUUUAUGAACACUGUUACUCUUAGAAACUGUAUGUUGACGGAUGAGUACGGUACUAGUAUUGGAAUUGACAUUUCAAAA
Molecule: messenger RNA, 2502 nt
Organism: Asterias rubens (European starfish)
Lineage: Eukaryota; Metazoa; Echinodermata; Asteroidea; Forcipulatida; Asteriidae
Product: tripartite motif-containing protein 2-like
Exons: 1
Coding region: 6-1151 (381 amino acids)
Molecular function (GO): protein binding; metal ion binding
Source: RefSeq, a predicted model, not a curated record